UUAUCUUGAGCACUCGGUCUUCGGCUGUUCGCCGCGCUGCUAAAAAAUACAGGGACAGGAGUUUUGAAUAGAGUUUACACGUGAUAGGAAAGGACGUUACAUAAAAUGUCAGCUUUGAAACUUAGCUCUUAGUUCGGCUUUUGUUUUGUCAUCGUGAAUGUUACUGCCUCAUUAGCAUCAUUUGCACCGUUUCUGCGGACUAUCAGUGGCAUGUUUCCGUUAGACUCGCCGUGGAACAUCUCUUUUGCGGGAUGUGGCUUCCUGGGAAUCUACCACGUCGGUGUGGCCAGCUGUCUGUUGGAACAAGCCCCGUUUCUGGUUCACAACGCCCGACACAUUUAUGGAGCGUCCGCCGGAGCUCUCACCGCCACGGCUCUGGUCACUGGAGUUUCGCUAGGAGAGACUGGUACAGGUAUCAUUGAUGUUGCUAAAGAAGCAAGAAAGCGAUUCCUCGGCCCCAUGCAUCCAUCCUUCAACCUGGUGAAGAUUGAGCGCCACAUGCUGCGUCGGACUCUGCCAGAUGAUUGUCACCAGAGAGCCAAUGGACGUUUAGGAAUCUCUCUGACCAGAGUGACAGAUGGAGAAAAUGUUCUGGUGUCUCAUUUUAACAACAAGGAGGAGCUGGUGCAGGCAUGUGUCUGCAGUGCCUACAUCCCAGUGUACUGUGGUAUAAUACCUCCUACCCUGCAAGGAGUGCGAUACGUUGACGGAGGAAUCUCAGACAACCUGCCUCAGUACGAGCUGAAGAACACCAUCACCGUGUCUCCGUUCUGUGGAGAGAGCGACAUCUGUCCCAGAGACUCCUCCACCAACAUACAUGAGCUCAGAUUCACCAACACCAGCAUCCAGUUCACUCUCACCAACCUGUACAGAGUCUCCAGAGCACUGUUCCCUCCAGACCCCAUGGUAAUGAAUUUGAUGUGUAAACAGGGGUACGAAGAUGGCCUGUACUUCCUAAAGAAAAAUGGAUUACUUCAUUUUAAUGGACCUCUCACUGACCGGCCGCUGCUUUGUCACGGAGAACAAGAGGAAGAGACGGUUGAUGGUGGGGAUCAUUGUGAGGAGGAAACCAUGAACAAGACGGAAAAUACAACGACGGAUCAGAAUACUGCAUCGCUGGAGGAACAUUUAUUUGAACACCUUUCACCAAACCUGCACAAAGUUCUGCUCGAGGCCUGCAUGGAGAGGAGGAGCCUGGUGCAGUCGCUUAGCAACCUGCUUCCAGUCAGGAUGGCCUCGGUCCUGAUGCUUCCGUACACUCUCCCUCUGGAAUCUGCUGUGUCUAUGGCUGUCAGACUUCUGGAGUGGCUGCCAGAUGUUCAGGAGGAUGUCGGAUGGAUGCGAGAUCAGAUAUUAAAGAUCUUGCUCUAUGGACUACGCCAGGCCUCCAGUAGAGUGUCUCAGCAUGCAUCGGUGGAGAUGAAAUGGUUUUCCUGUAAAAUGGAGCUGCGCUACAACCAGACUCUUCCAUCAACCUUCAGUUCCACCAGCCUGUUUCCCUCCUGGGCGAUAAAGAGAAGUUCCUCGGUCCAAGAUAUGUUCAUGCGCCUCGACCAGUACAGGACACAGCUGCUGACUGGCAGAAUAUGUCUAAACAUGGACCUUCAGAGCUACUGGAAUAAUGGAGCCAUGUCGCAAAGUACAAGUGACCCCUCCAUCAUGUCUACAGAGGGUCUCACCAUGCACACAGCUAGUUUUAGUGUCCAGUCUGCUGCGGACACCGAAGACACCAUCAACUCCUGUUAAGAGUGUUUGAAACUCUAAAUCUAUCAUUAGAAGUGGUACGCUGAUCAUUAUUUUAUAUAGUAUACUAAAAUAUGGUAUUAAUUUACCAUAGGUAAUUAUGUAUACUUUUAUUUUUACUUUUUGAAUGGUAAUGAACCUUUGAGUAAGUAUUUUUUUCUCUUAGAAUGAGCUUAUGAGCUCAUGGACUCUUAAGUCGUGUACAAACAUGAAUUCCAGGUUUUGACGACAAAGGUCCACUUCAUACAAAAUACCAGCGUGAAUGUUUUAGGAGGAAUGUUGUCAGACCUGUAGUUAAACUGUUUCUGUUUCACUGUGGUGAUGGACCUUAAAGGAAGAAACAUUAUGUAACAGAAGUAUUCAAUGCAAAUGUCAAUGCAAUUCACAAAAUCAACACUGUUUUUAUGUUUAGAUCGUGUUGAGACAACAAGCUAUAAGCCACUCAAAUACAAUGUCACACAACUGGAUUCCUUCAUCGUAGAAACGUGUUUCUAUCAUCUCAAUUUAAUCUUUAAGUUACUGCGCUUUUAGUUUUGAAACAAAAUGAUGCUCUGUACAUUUUACUGGAUGAAAACAAAAUCAUAAACCAGAAAUCUUGAAAUGAAUCUGUUUUAACUGCACCUUUUAUUUGUAUUUCAACUGUGAAGUUUUAUCGUUUAUCAUGCACUUCUGCUACAGGAAACUUUUAAUGAUGAAGCUCUAACCUGUGCCUUUUACUUAUGUAAAAAUAUUGCUUAAUUAAUAAAAAUAUUGUCAAAUAAAUCUCUGGAAAUUUUUCAAUGUAUAAUUGCUCAAUAAAUAUGUGUCCACCUGCA
Cynoglossus semilaevis (tongue sole) is the source of this 2558-nucleotide messenger RNA. It is a transcript of the gene pnpla2, whose product is annotated as patatin-like phospholipase domain containing 2. Gene Ontology annotation, biological process: positive regulation of triglyceride catabolic process; triglyceride catabolic process; lipid homeostasis. The transcript has 9 exons. Gene Ontology annotation, cellular component: cytoplasm; lipid droplet; membrane. Bases 211 to 1746 code for a protein of 511 amino acids. The record is from RefSeq and is a predicted model, not a curated record. NCBI's taxonomy places the organism in Eukaryota, Metazoa, Chordata, Actinopteri, Pleuronectiformes, Cynoglossidae. Gene Ontology annotation, molecular function: triacylglycerol lipase activity.